GUCUCAAUAAGUCUACUCCGAGCGGUUAAUUUUUUAUUCAUGCUCCAGCUCAUAAUUGAUUCCAUCUAAUAGAUUGCCAAAUUUUCACGGUUAGCGGUGAAAGAGUGUUCAGACUAAUUAUUUCGUGACUUGCCCGAUAUAUUAAAACAAUCUAUUCACCUGAAAUGGAGCUCCCGGGGAUGUACAGAAAUAUAUGGAUUACGAUUUUAGCAUUCCGAAAUGUCGCUCUCUGCUUUUUAUAUGCUGGGCUACUAACGUUACUUCCAAUUAUGGUACCUGGUAAGCCAGCAAGAGGAGGCUAUGUUUUACUUCUUAUGACUGGUUUAUGGGUGACUGAAAUCAUACCGAUUUAUGUGACUGCUCUAAUCCCAUUGGUGUUUGGACCACUACUUGGAAUAGCACCGGCAUCAACUAUUUCUCCCUCUUAUACAAGAGAUACAAACAUGCUGUUUUUUGGGGGUUUAAUGGUGGCGUGUGCAAUAGAAAAUAAUUAUGUUCACAAGAGAAUAGCAAUUUCAUUUUUAAAACUUGUAGGAAGUGAUCCAAAAAUGCUUAUGUUCGGCUUUAUGUUACCUAGCUGGUUUCUGUCUAUGUGGAUGAGCAAUACUGCUACUACAGCCAUGAUGAUAACAAUUGUGGAUCCACUAUUGACCGAUUUGAUGAAAGUUGAUGAAGCAGAUGAAGAAGAACAUAAUGACAGUAAUGAAUCAACUUUAGGUUCAGUGAAGCCUGAAAUUAGUAAUGGACAAGAUUCUCAUGUAUGUAAUACCAACUUUGUACAAUACCAUAAUCCCGUUGCAACGUCUAAAGCUUCAAGUGAACAAUCGAAAUUGAACCGAAUGAGUAUUGGAUUUAGUCUCAGUAUUGCUUAUGCAUCUUCAAUUGGAGGUGUAGCGACAAUCAUAGGUACUCCACCUAACUCCAUUCUACAAGGGAUUACCUUAAAUCAAUACGGUGAUUCAACUGGUUUGAAUUUCGGUACUUGGAUGGCUUACGCACUUCCGCUUUCAGCUUUCAUGUUCCUGUUCGUCUGGAUUUGGCUUAUCAUUUUGUUCUUCGGUCCAAAAAGUUUGUGUAAGUUUAAGCAGUCGAAAAGAAGGAAAGAACGGUUAGCCCAUAUAUUAGAAGCAGAACAACAGAAACUUGGAUCAAUCAAAUAUUGUGAAUUUCUGUCUGGCGCUCUUUUCCUAUUGCUUACAACAUUAUGGAUGACGCGAAAUAUUGGGUCAUCAGGAUGGGGGAAGCUUUUUGUUGACCCCUCUGAUCCUAAAACAUCAAAAUACAUAACAGACAGCACCCCAGCUAUCUUAAUGGCUAUCAUGACACUGAUCUUACCAGCAACUAAUCCAGUUAAGCUUUGGAAACAUUGGAAAAAUUGUUACAAAACUAAAACUGAGCCAGACCCAGAAAUAACCCGUGUCCUUCUUCCCUGGAAGGUAGCAUUGGUGAAGUUCCCGUGGGGUGUAAUUUUGGUGGUUGGAGGAGGAUUCGCGCUGGCAACUGUAAUGCAGGCUUCUGGUUUGACGAAUGUGAUUGGAGAAUAUCUUAGCGUGCAUCUGAAAUACAUUCCAUUUACGAUGUUAAAUAUAGUCUGUACACUUACAGCAGCAGCGAUGACUGAGUUCACAUCCAAUUCAGCUACAGCUUCGAUUAUUUUACCCAUUAUUUAUGGCUUAGUAAGUCACUCAUUGGGUUUUUAUUCAUUUGAUGAAUGGAAUUUUUACCAUAUCUUUUCAAUCAGUUUUCUGUAACUUUAAGGUAAUUAAUUAUUAAGUGCUGUAAUUAAUUGUUAUACUAUGACGAACAGGAUCAGUUUCGGCCAGUAUUAUUAUCUACUCUACAUCUAGACCAGACAGUAUUAGGAAAUUUUAUGGUUUACAAGAUAGGUUUGCAGUUUUCCUUCGUCGUAACAUUGAACUCAUUUCACUAACAUUUCUGUUAUAUGGUUAUAGUUUUAAGUGAUCCAACGGAAUUGGCUGUAUUAUUUUUAUUCUUCAUAAAAGACCUUCACAAACAAUUAACAAAACAAUACACUACUGAAUGUAACAUUCGAAACUUUUCAUGAGUGUUUAGGUCGGCAUUGUUGCGAGAUAGAACAUCAAAUUCCUUCUAUGAUAGAUGCUGAAAAUGUAAACGUUGUGAUCUUAAACAAAACCCAUUAAUAAUCAUAUAUUGUUUUAGACGUUUCUCUUUCAAGGACAAUAGUUAUUGUUUUUACUUGGUACUGGUUAACAAUAUAAUUCGAAAUGAUGAGCUACUAGUGAAAAAAGUGAUUGGUUGAGUAGACCUGAAUACUACUAAAUGUUUGUGUUCUUAUGUAUUUAUCUAUUGCAUAUUUAAAGCUAUGAUUUCCUAAAACUAGUAGUCUGGCUACUUCAUUUGGGUAAGUUAGUGAAUAAUUUUGUCAUCUGAAGCCAAGAAUAAUAGAGAAUAAUGUUUAUAGAUUGUCACAUACAUGCAUCUGGAUGAUUAGUUGCUAAUGCAACAAAACAUCCAACCUCGAACAUUAUGCUGACCAACACUGAAUGUAAUAAAUGCAAAACAGAUCACUUCUUAACUUUCAGAAGAAAGUUAAUCAAUAUACCACUAAAAACCACGAGAAAGGGGAAUUUGUUUUCAAUUUUGUUUCAAACUGCUCAAUGAGAUACAUUUUUUGUCCACAUUUGACUAUGUAAAAUAUCAAUACAUAACAAGUGAGUAUUAUAUGCAAUCGCAGUAGUUGUGAACAUGACGUUAACGUAUUAAAGAUUAGGAUCUGUCUCGUCACAUUUUAUCUCAGAUGACUGUCAUAUUAUAGAGAAAUGGUUUUUCGUUCUGCGGAGCAGUUAUAAAUUCCAAAAGUGAAAUUUCAUUCUGAAAUAUACUUAAAAGGUUUAUUUAUAACUAUAUUUCGAAACAUUCUAGGCAGUGUAUGUUAUUUCAUCAUACUGAAUUUAGUAUUUUAUGAAAAAUUAAAAAUACUUCAUUGUCUACAUUACCAACUACAGCAUGUGAGUAUUUUAAUUUUUAAAGAGCAAUGUUCUAGGCUGUCUUUUGUUUACUAAUAUCAUAAUUGUCAGAGUGCUCAAACUGCAGAACAGCUGGACAAGAUGACCUAUAGAUUCCAACAGUCUUCGUUCAUUUUUUCACAACUCGUGUACGCUUUAUCGAUGUCUUAACAAUUACAGUUGUUCUAAUACAAAAAAUUAUUUAUUGCAGUGCGAGGGACUUGCGAUCCAUCCCUUUUUGUUAGCGUUCCCUGUAACUGUUGCAACUUCAUAUUCAUUCGCACUUCCUGCUGCUACACCUCCUAACACUAUUGUUUUUGCCAAAGGAAGAGUUCGGGUUAAACAUAUGUUAUUGGCCGGGAUCCCAUUGAACAUAGUGGGCGGCUUAGCUGCUGUUGCAGCUGUGUCAAGUUACACGGUGCCGAUAUUCGGGUUGAAUGCUGUGCCUUCUUGGUUUAUACCUGUGACGAAUACAACAAACACCUGAGUUCUUUGUGGACUUUUGUAUCUCUUUUGUUAAAAUAUGUGAUUUAUAUUCACCUC
Schistosoma spindalis is the source of this 3530-nucleotide messenger RNA. The record is from the annotation of a GenBank genome assembly. NCBI's taxonomy places the organism in Eukaryota, Metazoa, Platyhelminthes, Trematoda, Strigeidida, Schistosomatidae.